UGUUGCACUCAGGGAUAUUUGGGAAUUUUCAGCCUGGAUGCUGUAGCUCGGGGUCGUGCUCUCUCUGACUUCCUCGUCUCUUGCGUGGCAGCUUGUGUGUGAGGACGCUGCAUGUCUGGCAUGCAGACAUGAGCCCCUCAUUGCGCUCUAGGAUUACUGUCUUCCUGGCCCUCACCUUGGCUCAGGUGAUCGCCGUGACCUGCCAAGAAGAUACCAAGAAUGACACCUGCACACAAAAUGGAAAAAUCUACGCCAACAAUGACAUGUGGAGCCCGGAGCCGUGUCGGAUGUGUGUGUGCGAUAAGGGGACCGCUGUGUGUGAAGACGUGGUUUGCGAGGACCUUGGUGAUUGCCAGAAAACAGAGAUUCCAGAGGGCGAGUGCUGCCCCGUGUGCCUGACUGCAGCUUCAUCAUUGAUUCCCAGUACAGACCCCGCAACAGCUGCAGAUGAAAAGAAGGAGCAAAACUGCAAGGUCGAUGGGGAGCUCCACCAUCACAAUGACAUCUGGAAACCCGAACCUUGUCGUGUGUGCGUCUGUGACAACGGCAUCACCAUCUGCGAUGAGAUUCAGUGUGAAGUCCUGGCAGACUGCGAGAAGGUUGUCACACCUGCGGGAGAGUGCUGCCCUGUGUGCGAGAACUUCGCAGGCGCCAGCAGGUUGAUAGAAAUUAUGGGCUUCAAGGGACAAAAAGGUGAACCAGGAGAUAUCCCAUAUGUGGUGGGGCUUCCUGGACCUACCGGACCCUCUGGUCCUCCAGGGGCUCACGGGAGCCCUGGACCUAGAGGCUUCAAAGGCAGACGGGGUUUCCCGGGGCCUCCGGGGUUUGAUGGUGAGCCCGGGAUACCAGGAAAUCCAGGAGAACCAGGACCACCUGGGCAUCCCAUGCCCCCUGGGGGCAACCUGGUGUCACAGAUGGCUUCGGGUUUCAGUGAUAAAUCAGGUCCUUCUGGGAUGUUAACAGGAGCAACAGGUGAAGCAGGACCACGAGGACUUCCAGGGCCGACUGGAUCACCAGGUCCUACUGGUGGUCAAGGAAUUCCUGGAGAAGCUGGAGAUCCAGGACCGAUGGGGGAGCCAGGUCAUCGAGGACCUGAUGGACCACCAGGAAAACCUGGACCUGAUGGACUACCUGGACCUGCAGGUGCAACGGGAGAACCAGGAUAUCCAGGAUCAGCGGGUGCAAGAGGAUUUCCAGGACUUCCAGGUCAUCCUGGACUCAAAGGCCAGAAAGGUCAUGGUGGACUUGUUGGACCAAGAGGCGAGUCCGGAGCACUUGGAGCAAAGGGUGCAUCUGGUACUCCUGGUGGAAUGGGAGCUCCUGGUCCACUGGGGCCACCCGGGAUGCAGGGAGAAAGAGGCAGAGCUGGAUCGACCGGUGCUGUGGGUAAACGUGGCACGCCCGGCCAUGUUGGUAAACCAGGUCCUCUGGGUCCAAUAGGAAUCCCCGGUAUUCCAGGAUUUCCUGGUAACCCAGGAAUGAAGGGUGAAGCAGGACCAACAGGGGUAAGAGGAAGUGCAGGACAGCAGGGACCGAGGGGUGACGCUGGACGUGCUGGGCCACCUGGACCCAUCGGACAGCAGGGUGCACCAGGACAGGAUGGAACUCCAGGUGCUCGUGGCUCUACAGGUAUAGCUGGUAUCCAGGGUCCACCUGGUUUGGUUGGUCCAUCUGGUCCUCCCGGCCCCCAGGGAUCAACAGGAGCUACAGGACCAAAAGGCCAAUUAGGUGAUGUUGGAGCUCCUGGAUUUAAAGGAGAACCUGGAAUGAAAGGAGAGCGAGGUGACCAUGGUGUACCAGGUCCUUUAGGCCCCAUGGGAGAAGAUGGAAAGCGUGGACCCCGAGGUGAUGCUGGAUCCAUUGGGCCUCCAGGACCCACAGGAGAGACAGGAGCACCAGGAAACAGAGGUUUCCCUGGUGCAGAUGGUUUACCAGGCCCAAAGGGGGCCCAGGGUGAGAGAGGGCUGCAAGGAUCUCUUGGUGCCAAAGGUUUAUCAGGAGAUCCAGGACGCAAUGGAGAGCCAGGUUUAACAGGAGCUCGGGGUCUCACGGGACUUAUUGGCGCCCAGGGAGCAGAGGGGAAGCAAGGACCAUUGGGAUCAGCUGGAGACGACGGCAAACAAGGCCCAGCUGGUCCCACUGGAAACAGAGGCCCAGCUGGAUCGAUGGGCCUGCCGGGGCCAAAGGGCUUCUCAGGUGAUGCUGGAAAGAUUGGCGAGGCUGGAAGUCCAGGAGCUCCAGGUCAAAGGGGACCAAAUGGAAAAGAUGGUGAGAGAGGUGCUGCCGGUUCAACUGGGCCAGCUGGUCCUGCAGGAAAGAGAGGAGAGCAGGGACCUCAGGGAGUGCACGGCUUCCAGGGUUUACCUGGAACACCAGGCCCCCCUGGAGAGUCAGGAAAACCAGGUGAUAAGGGCCUUGCUGGAGAGAUUGGUGAUGUUGGUGCUACAGGCCCAAGAGGAGAAAGAGGCUCUCCAGGAGAAAGAGGUGAAAUUGGACCCAAUGGGCUGCAGGGACCCAAAGGUAGCCCAGGUACACCUGGACUAGAUGGGCCAAAGGGUAGCCCUGGACCAAAGGGUGCUGGUGGAGAGCCAGGAGGUCCAGGACUUCAGGGGAUGCCGGGUGAAAGAGGCAUACCGGGACCUUCAGGUCCAAAGGGAGAUGCUGGUUCUACAGGAGAGAAAGGACCCGAAGGCAAGGCAGGAGCUGAUGGUGCGAGGGGGCUUCCUGGUCCUGUUGGACCUGCUGGUCCCAGUGGACCAAACGGGGAGAAGGGUGAAACCGGCCCACCGGGACCAACAGGACGCAGAGGAUCAAGAGGAAUAGCUGGAUCUACUGGUGAACCUGGUCCCACUGGUGCUGCUGGCUUCCCUGGACCUUCUGGUCCUGAUGGUCAGCCUGGGGUCAAAGGUGAAACAGGUGAGCCAGGUCUGAAAGGAGAAGGAGGAUCACCUGGACCACAGGGGACGGCUGGAAAACCAGGAGAGCAGGGACCUGUUGGUGUGACUGGGUUGAAAGGUGGCAGAGGAACAAAGGGUCCAACAGGCUCUCCUGGUUUUCCUGGAUUGCCUGGAGGAGUCGGCCCACCUGGCCCUCUUGGUGCUGUUGGAGCAGACGGUCCUAUAGGUCUCCAAGGAAAACAGGGUCCUUCCGGUAUUCGAGGAGAGAAUGGAGCUCAGGGACGUCAAGGCGAGCAAGGACCUCCAGGUCCACCAGGCAGCCCUGGAGAGAAAGGAGAAUCUGGAGAGGAUGGUCCUUCUGGUCCUGAUGGGCCUCCAGGACCUGCUGGCGCCGCGGGGCAGCGAGGAAUUGUUGGUCAAGCGGGAGUCAGAGGAGAGAGAGGCUUGGUGGGACUGCCGGGCCCCGCUGGUCCACCAGGAAAACCAGGAGCUCCUGGACCUCAGAGCAGCAAAGGUCCUCCUGGGGGUGUUGGUUUGCCAGGAGCCACUGGGCCAAGAGGAGACCCCGGCCCCGAGGGUAUUGCUGGAGCAGAGGGACCUCCUGGUAAGGACGGUCUAGUUGGAGAAAGGGGCGACAGGGGCAAUCCUGGCUCAGAGGGUCUGGCUGGUGGUAUAGGGUCUCCAGGUACUGAGGGUCCAGUGGGAAUAACAGGCAGUCCAGGACAAAGUGGUGAAAAGGGUGAAAGAGGCCCCCUCGGACCUCAGGGACAACCUGGAAUACGAGGUAAAGUGGGCCCUCAAGGACCACAAGGGGAUAAAGGAGCUGUUGGAGAUCAGGGAGAGAGGGGUCAGAAAGGACACAGAGGAUUCACCGGGCUCCAAGGCCUGCCAGGAACAGCUGGUGCCACAGGAGAUGCAGGAGCUAUAGGGAUCGUUGGACCAAGUGGACCAAGGGGGCCUCCUGGAGUGGUCGGCCCUCCAGGAAAGGAAGGAAAUAUUGGCCACCCUGGAGCUAUGGGUCCUCCUGGAAGCAGAGGUAGCGGUGGAGACUUAGGAGAACAGGGCCCACCUGGAGAACCUGGACCCCCUGGUCACCCAGGACCCCCAGGGCCUCCCACCUCCCUUGCAGAAGACCUCUUUGCUGGCCUGGUCGAUUACGAUGAGCAAGGCAUUCCUGACGAUGUGGAAUUCAUCGAGGAUGCUGUAGCCGCAGAUCCUCCCCCACCUCCAGAAUUCAACAAAGAUGAAGCCCUUCCCAAUAAGAACUCAGCCACCCUGCGGGCAGACUCCGGCAUCCACGCCACGCUGAAGAGCCUCAGCGGAAAUCUGCAGAACCUCCGCAGUCCCGACGGCAGCAAGAUGAACCCGGCGAAAACCUGCCAAGACAUCAAGCAGUGCUACCCGCAGAAAACCAGCGGUCAGUACUGGAUUGAUCCAAACCAAGGAAGCGUAAAAGAUGCCAUCAGGGUCUUCUGCAAUAUGGAAACUGGUGAAACCUGCAUCUCUGCCAAUCCACCAAACAUUCCCCGCAAAGUCUGGUGGACAAAAUCCAGUCCCAGUGACAACAAACCCAUCUGGUUUGGAGCUGACAUGAACAGCGGCACCAGAUUCCACUACGGGAACAAGGAGGAACAGCCAAACGCGGUGGCGGUUCAGCUGAAGCUGCUGCAGCUUUUGUCCAAAGAGUCGCACCAGAACAUCACCUACCACUGCAAGAACAGCGUGGCUUACAAGGACGAGAAGACGAAUGGGAAUCUGAAAAAAGCGCUGAUCCUCAGAGGCUUCAACGGCCAAGACCUGAGAGCACAAGGCACCACCCGGCUGCGAUACACCGUCAUCGAGGACGGCUGCUCGAUAUCAAACGGAGAGUGGGGCCGGACAGUGAUCGAGUACAGGACUCAAACUUCAGCCAGGCUGCCUAUCGUGGACUUGGCCCCCAUGGAUGUCGGAAAGGCCGAUCAGGAGUUUGGCCUGGACAUCGGCCCUGUGUGCUUCUCAUAAAACAAAAAUCCCCAACACAGGAGUGACUCAAACAGCUCUUUUCGCAGGAGUAACAUCAUCAUCAUCAUCAGGAAUUAUAGGGGGGGGGGCUUCUCUUUCUCCGAGAGUCAAGGAUGUUUCACGGAGGCUGUUGAAGCACAGCAUAUGAGAGCUGCACAACUGCUAGGAUAUAACUUAUUCACCUCGUCGAUAAAUUCAGUUUAGAGCUCAGGUUCUCCACAGGGAACGGAGCAAAGUGCAGUUUAGAUGGAUUGUAACCUUGCAUGAACUGUGCAAAAGUCUUUACAGCAGAGUUAACGUAAGGAGUGAAGGUUUACAGUGAAUAAAAGCAUUCAAACCUUUUCAUUUUUAUGGCUUUUUUUUUCAGUACAUGCACAUCCAGAGGCCAGGACAGAGAAAGAGUUGACAGUAGUUAUUGAUAUUAAUUGAAAAUUAUGCUUGAACCUAAAUUAUUAAGUUCUGUGCAGGAACUCAUAUAGCAGAAACCAUUUGUAUCUCCUUUUUAAAAUGACUGUAAAUGCAACGAAUGACUGUAAAUGACAAAUUAUUUGUUUAUUGUUGAA
Messenger RNA from Archocentrus centrarchus (flier cichlid), 5461 nucleotides. RefSeq names its product collagen, type V, alpha 2b (gene col5a2b). The record is from RefSeq and is a predicted model, not a curated record. The coding region runs from base 129 to 4898 and encodes 1589 amino acids. The transcript has 54 exons. Gene Ontology annotation, molecular function: extracellular matrix structural constituent; protein binding. Lineage: Eukaryota; Metazoa; Chordata; Actinopteri; Cichliformes; Cichlidae.